GGACACACAGACACUUUGGACACAGGCAUUCCUCAUCAGGGACAUACUUGUUUUAUCCUGAGAGAAGAGAGGUCCUUCUUCUGGGUUGCUGGAUCCUCCCGUGGUGGGCCCUUCAGGACCUAAACAGAGAAGCAGAGAGAAGAAGGAGAAGAACCAUCACACUGAGCAUCAUCAGACCAGCUCAGAGUCAUCAAGACUCUCCAGACUUGUGUGUCAUUAACUCACCUCUUGAAGAAGAAGAUAUCUGCUGCACAGCCAUGAGGAUCUUCAACCUGCUCUACGUGCUCCUGCUGCUGGUAGCCGUGGUAACACAAGUCUCCUCCGCCAGACCAGGUAAGCAUGAUUUCCUGAACCUACGGAGAAGAUACCACAGGCAUCACUGCCCACACAGACGCUGCCUGCCUCUCCACUCCAGAGUACCCUUCCCCUAAGGUUGAAGCACAAGAAUGAGGGUGACCUGAGGAGAGAAAUGUGAAUAUGAAGCAACUGCAGAGUGCGGCCCAAACACCGUGGAUAGAUUGUAAAAGUGGAGGAGACACCAUGAACAUGCUAACUAAAGACUGCAAGAGAGCUACAAGAAACUGUCUCCAUUCCCAUCAAAAUAGAAACCAUGCAAUGUUUUGGCAUCCUGGUGGACACAGAUCCCAGCUGCAAGCCCUCUUCGUCCUCUAAAGCUAAUACUGAACGAGAAAAAAUGGAGAAGGAGCUACAUCAUCAAGUAUAUUCAACACUCAACUUUAAAAGCUACGGACCAAAGAGCUGGAAUCAUCUUAGUGACUGCAGCUACGAUGAAUCCUCACAGUAUUCCUACAAAGUGUUUAUAAUGCAUGUAUGCACUUCAAAUGUUUAUUGAAUUACAUUUUAAACUUUUUAAUAAAAAAAAAUUUAUCA
This is a messenger RNA of Sebastes umbrosus (honeycomb rockfish), 891 nucleotides long. It is a transcript of the gene apela, whose product is annotated as apelin receptor early endogenous ligand. The transcript is spliced from 3 exons. The coding region runs from base 258 to 431 and encodes 57 amino acids. Gene Ontology annotation, biological process: apelin receptor signaling pathway; heart development. NCBI's taxonomy places the organism in Eukaryota, Metazoa, Chordata, Actinopteri, Perciformes, Sebastidae. The record is from RefSeq and is a predicted model, not a curated record. Gene Ontology annotation, molecular function: apelin receptor binding.